Molecule: messenger RNA, 1770 nt
Organism: Elephantulus edwardii (Cape elephant shrew)
Lineage: Eukaryota; Metazoa; Chordata; Mammalia; Macroscelidea; Macroscelididae
Gene: TAF1B
Product: TATA box binding protein (TBP)-associated factor, RNA polymerase I, B, 63kDa
Exons: 15
Coding region: 1-1770 (589 amino acids)
Biological process (GO): nucleolar large rRNA transcription by RNA polymerase I; RNA polymerase I preinitiation complex assembly
Cellular component (GO): RNA polymerase I core factor complex; RNA polymerase transcription factor SL1 complex
Molecular function (GO): RNA polymerase I core promoter sequence-specific DNA binding
Source: RefSeq, a predicted model, not a curated record
AUGGAGCUAGAAGAAACGAAAGAAUUCAAAGAACGCUGUACUCAGUGUGCUGCUGUCUCUUGGGGUCUUACUGAUGAAGGCAGAUAUUACUGUACUUCUUGCCACAAUGUUACAGAUAGAUCUAAGGAGGUUAUAGACACUGGAGCUAUUCCUAAUACCAAGAUCCAAGCCAUCAAUCGAGGACUUAAAAGAAAAAAAAACCUUGAGAAAGGUUGGGAUUGGUAUGUGUGUGAAGGUUUUCAAUACAUACUUUAUCAACAAGCAGAAGCCUUAAGUAGCCUUGGAGUAGGACCAGAAUUAAAGAAUGAAGUUUUACAUAAUUUUUGGAAGCGCUACCUUCAGAAGAGCAAGCAGGCUUAUUGUAAAAACCCUAUUUAUACCACUCUAAGGAAAGCUAAGGUAUUAGAAGCUAAUGUAAGUCGUUCAGACUGGGAGAGUGAGCCUGAGCUGUUGAGUGACUUUACCCUUCCUUCCUUUGUUGAAAGUGGAGCAGAAUCUCAGACUGAUGUCAGCCCUCAAAAAUCUUUUUCUAUCAUCAAAGCAUCACAUUCAGAAAUCGCAUCAUUGUGUUCUGGAUCUCUUGAUGGAGUUGAAUACUCAAGACGAAAGGAAAAGGGAUUUUUGAAGAUGACUGUGCCAAAGACACUUGCUUUCUGCUAUCUGUCAUUGCUUUGGCAGAGAGAAACAAUUACUCUUUCAGAUCUUUUGAGAUUUGUUGAAGAGGACCAUAUUCCUUACAUAAACACUUUCCAGCAUUUUCCAGAAGAGAUGAAAUUAUAUGGGCGUGAUAAAGAAAUCUUUACCAUAGAGUCUUGGCCUGAGUAUGAGGAUAUUUUUAAAAAAACUAUUGAAGUGGCUACAUUUUUAGAUUUGCCUCGUUUUCCAGAUAUAACUGAAGACUGCUAUCUACAUCCAAAUAUCUUGUGUAUGAAAUACUUAAUGGAAGUCAAUCUACCUGAUGAAAUGCAUAAUUUAACUUGCCAUGUGGUGAAAAUAACUGGAAUAGGAGAUGUGGAUUUUCUGACAUUUGAUCCAAUAGCUAAAAUGGCAAAAACUGUUAAAUAUGAUGUACAAGCUGUAGCUAUCAUCAUAGUAGUAUUGAAACUUCUCUUUUUACUGGAUGACAAUUUAGAAUGGUCUUUAUCUAAUCUUGCAGAAAAACAUAACAAAAAGAACAAAGAAGAAAAACCAUGGUUUGAUUUCAGAAGGUGGUACAAAGUUAUGAAGAAAAGUAUUGAUGAGAAAAAACAAAAAUGGGAAGAAGCCAGGGCCAAGUAUAUAUGGAAAAGUGAAAAGCCACUGUACCACUCAUCCAUUGACAAGUCAGUAGUAUAUAAAAAAAGAGAAAUAGUAGUAAAUCUGCAAAAACAGUUUAGCACACUAGCUGAUUCAACACCAGCUGUUGAAAAAAAAAGCCCUUCAAGUUUUCAGUUCAAUUGGACUGAAGAAAACGAUGAUAUAACCUGUUUCCAUGGACAUAGCCUCCAAGGAAUCCUGCAAAAGAAGGGCCUGUCAUUGAUGACCAAGAAUUCACUCUACUGGCUUAGUACGCAGAAAUUCUGUAAAAGUUAUUGCAGACAUGUGACAGUCUAUGAAGAAUCAAAUUAUUCUCAGAGCUACCAAUUUGUACUAAACCUUUUCUCCUUCCUGCUAAGAAUAAAGGCAUCCUUUCUCCAUCAAGAAGUGAGCUUAAUUGAAAAGAGACUUUUUAAAGGAAAAUACAGUAAAGCCAAAAAACCAUCAAGAUCCAAGAAACUGAGAAGCUAUUAA